AGCCACAGCACAGCACACGGCUUUUCUUUACCCCUUCCUACGGCUGAUAUCGCCACCGUCUCUGAUCUGCUUCUACUCUGCGUGAAAAAAAUGAGAAAACGCACCGUUUAUGCAUGGGUAGUAGCACUUGUCUGCUUCCUAGUACUGAUGAUUGUGACCCCAGCAAUUCCUCAGUCCCAAGAAUACCACGAUUUUGCCGACCAGCGCAAGUUCUUUGGCAUUCCUAAUGCACUUAAUGUGAUAUCGAAUUUCCCAUUUCUGGUUAUUGGACUCAUUGGACUUAUACUUUGUCAUCAUGGAAACUAUUUUAAGCUCAGCUUGCAAGGUGAACUAUGGGGUUGGACAUGCUUCUAUGUUGGUGUGGCUGCAGUUGCAGUUGGAUCUUCAUACUAUCAUCUCAAGCCAGAUGAUGCUCGCCUUGUGUGGGAUAGAUUGCCCAUGACUGUUGCUUUCACAUCAAUCGUGGCGAUUUUCAUCAUUGAGCGGAUUGAUGAGAAGCAGGGAAUGAUUUCAAUCAUACCUUUAGUUUUGGCGGGUAUAAUAAGCAUUGUGUAUUGGAGGUUCUUUGAUGACCUCCGUCCGUAUGCUCUGAUCCAAUUUGUACCAUGUAUUGCUAUUCCUUUGAUGGCCAUUUUAUUACCUCCCAUGUACACGCAUUCAACGUAUUGGCUCUGGGCUGCAGGGUUUUAUCUUCUAGCUAAGGUGCUAGAGGCUACUGAUGAAGAGAUCUACAAAUGGACCUAUCAUAUUGUCAGUGGUCACACACUUAAGCAUUUGUUUGCGGCAAUGGUUCCUGUCUUCUUGACAUUCAUGCUUGCAAAGAGAAGUGUUGAAGCAGAGAGGCAAAGUUUGCUUAAAACGUGGAGGGUUUCCUGGACGAAGGUCAAAGAGGGCAACUCCAAUGUUGAGAGCCUCGCUUGCUCUUACACAAAUGUGCAGGUUGUGGAGCCCCAAUAAUAUCUGUAUAGUUUCCCGUGGAACAAAAAAGAAAGGCUUAUACUGGAUUACAGAAUAUUGUUGUUAGACUUGCUUGUAGAACAAGUAAAACAAAC
Gastrolobium bilobum is the source of this 1052-nucleotide messenger RNA. RefSeq lists its product as uncharacterized. The record is from RefSeq and is a predicted model, not a curated record. The transcript is spliced from 7 exons. The coding region runs from base 91 to 957 and encodes 288 amino acids. Lineage: Eukaryota; Viridiplantae; Streptophyta; Magnoliopsida; Fabales; Fabaceae.